GACCAGGAAGAAAAUAAAGGAGCAACCAGCUGGCCAGAGUUUUAUAUCGAUCAGCUGAAUUCAAUGGCUGCUAGAAAAUCACUGAUCGCCUUGGAAAAAGAAGAUGAGGAGGAGAGAAAUAAAACAAUCGAAAGUUUGAAGACUGCACUGCGGACGAAACCAAUGAGGUUUGUAACCCGGUUCAUCGACCUGGAUGGCUUGUCGUGUAUUCUGAACUUUCUCAAAAGCAUGGACUAUGAGACGGCAGAGUCUCGCAUACAUACCUCGCUCAUUGGAUGUAUAAAAGCACUAAUGAACAACUCCCUGGGCCGGGCUCACGUCCUGGCCCAUUCGGAGAGUAUUAACGUAAUCGCUCAGAGUCUGAGCACGGAGAAUAUUAAGACGAAGGUGGCAGUGCUGGAAAUCAUGGGCGCUGUGUGCCUGGUUCCCGGGGGCCACAAAAAGGUACUGGAGGCGAUGCUGCACUACCAGAAAUACGCCAGCGAACGGACUCGUUUUCAGACGCUGAUCAAUGACUUGGACAAGAGCACGGGGCGGUAUCGAGAUGAAGUGAGCCUCAAGACAGCCAUCAUGUCCUUCAUCAACGCGGUCCUGAGCCAGGGGGCAGGCGUGGAAAGCCUGGAUUUCAGACUCCAUCUGAGAUACGAAUUUCUCAUGCUCGGGAUCCAGCCAGUCAUUGAUAAAUUAAGAGAGCAUGAAAAUUCAACUCUUGACAGGCACUUAGAUUUCUUUGAAAUGCUUAGAAAUGAAGAUGAACUGGAGUUUGCCAAAAGAUUUGAGCUGGUCCACAUCGACACCAAAAGUGCGACUCAGAUGUUCGAGCUGACGAGGAAGAGGCUGACGCACACCGAGGCAUACCCGCACUUUAUGUCUAUCCUGCACCACUGUCUCCAAAUGCCUUACAAAAGAAGCGGCAACACUGUCCAGUACUGGCUGCUGCUCGACAGGAUCGUGCAGCAGAUCGUCAUCCAGAGUGACAAAGGGCAGGACCCUGACGCCACUCCCCUGGAAAACUUCAAUAUUAAAAAUGUUGUCCGAAUGUUAGUCAAUGAAAAUGAAGUGAAACAGUGGAAAGAGCAAGCAGAAAAAAUGCGAAAAGAGCACACUGAGCUUCAGCAGAAGCUGGAGAAGAAGGAGCGGGAGUGCGAUGCCAAGGCCCAGGAGAAGGAAGAAAUGAUGCAGACGCUGAACAAGAUGAAGGAGAAGCUGGAGAAGGAGUCCAGCGAGCACAAGCAGGUCAAGCAGCAGGUGGCAGAUCUCACGGCGCAGCUCCACGAAAUGAGCAGGAGAGCUAUCUGUGCUGCUGGCCCCGGAGGACCUCCCUUGCCACCAGGAGCUCCUGGUGGCCCUUUACCUUCUCCGGCUCCUGGAUCCCUUCUUCCCCCU
Molecule: messenger RNA, 1386 nt
Organism: Leptosomus discolor (cuckoo roller)
Lineage: Eukaryota; Metazoa; Chordata; Aves; Leptosomiformes; Leptosomidae
Source: RefSeq, a predicted model, not a curated record